Exophiala dermatitidis NIH/UT8656 is the source of this 1920-nucleotide messenger RNA. RefSeq lists its product as uncharacterized. The record is from RefSeq and is a predicted model, not a curated record. Lineage: Eukaryota; Fungi; Ascomycota; Eurotiomycetes; Chaetothyriales; Herpotrichiellaceae. The transcript has a single exon. The coding region runs from base 1086 to 1745 and encodes 219 amino acids.
CGUGAGUCGGAUUCACACUUCAAGUUUCUCAAGCUUUUAUAGGAACAAGGACAGGGCCUUCCCAACGCGGGGUGGAGGGCCACAGCCACCGCUUUGAGUCCACACUGGGCUUAAAUACUUAGCUACUUCGACCGAUGAAGAACAGACUUUCUUGUUACUGAUCAUGCAGAUGCACUCUAACUGUUCCGCCGAGGUUGUUCGGUCGUCCUGGACAACCUGAUCUGGAUAUUGCGGGAAAGCUACAUACCAUACAACUAUGUAGGAAGUCGAUCAGUUGAAGUCGCCAGCUACUAUGCAUUGUUCCGCCGAGGUUGUUCGCUCGUCCUGGACUGCUUAACCUGGACCUUGCGCGAAGCUAGUCUAGGAAGAUUACUCUGAACUUGAACGAGAUCCUGUGCCUCUUCAACACCAUCCUCGAUUCAAACUUGUAUGAAGUGUGUUGUUGGGAAACGUGGAGGACCGGCCAAGGCGAGGCUUUUUGUGCAGGCCUAUCUAGGUAGGUAUAUAUAUUUGGAGAGUGAUCAAGCAGGUUUGUGAAUGUCUUGUCAAGUCUUGCCAAAAUUCCGAUCCCUUAUCAACAUGUCGCGAUAUCUAUACCUACUUACAUUACUACUAAUCUCCAUCUCCGUUUCCAUCGCCGAAGAUAAUGCCAAAGCUUGUCCACCAUGGGUGACUCCUUACCUCACGAACAUCCUGGUUAGACAUCCUGAAUUCCCAGGCGUACAAUUAGCUAUAUCUUUUCCGCGCUGUGGAAUCGAUUGCAAAACGAGCGUGAACUCCAACCUGAGCCAAUUCACCCAUGAGCCGCCUUACCUGGAGGACACUCCCUGGCGCAUUGCAAGCAUCACAAAGACAUUCACGGCCGCGGCAACCUUGCAGCUUGUUGAGGAAAACAAACUCAACCUUCACGCUCCAGUCGUCAAUUUCUAACCUGCGUGGGCUGUCAACUAUCUGGAACAAGAAGCACGAGCUUCAAACGCCAGCCAGAUCACCAGUUGGAUGCUCCUACACCACACAAGCGGACUGGGCGACCACGCCACAGAUCCACGGUAGACGGCAAAGGUUAUGGCGAAUCCCGAAUAUCGAUGGACCCAGCAGACUGUUCUUGCGUGGGCCGCAGCCAAUGUGACGGGUGUUGGGUUCCCCGGAGAACGAAAUCACUAUUCCGACACGGGGAACACCUACCUUGGCUUGGUCAUCGAAAAUGUGACGGAGCUAAACCUUGCAGAGGCUGGCCGCACGUUGCUCAGGCUCGAUACCCUCGACAUGCCAUCGACGUACUGGGAGAUCCUCGAGCCGACACCAACCCAAAAGCAAAACGAAAAGGUCCUCGAGCGGGCGGGUCAGUAUCUCCAAGGCAGGAUGCCACCCACGCCGACGCGAGCUUCGACUUGUACGGUGCAGGCGGCCUUGUAAGCAAUAGCGGGGACCUCAACUAUUUCACCAGGGCGCUUCACACGGGACGAGUGCUGAGCAACGCAUUUUUGCAGCUUAUGUUGACGACCGAGAAGACCGGCUAUUCGGGAUGUGGUAUAUUUAAUGAUACCUUUGCUGGUCAACAGGCUUGGGGUCAUCGUGGCUUCCGGGCCGCUUGGGCUUAUUACCUUCCGACUCUAGACUUGUAUAUCUCUGGGACCAAUGGCGUAGGUGGUGAUGGCUUGGACUUGAACCCACUGGUGCAAAGUGUUAUUGACCAUGGCUGUCUCCGGCUCAAUAUUGGAGAUGCGACGGACAUGGCUGGAUAGGAAAGAGGACUUGUUUUUCCCUCCCAUAUGGGAAAUAAUUUAGCACUGUUGGGUGUCCAUACCGUCAUUCGAAGACACUGGCCAUCACCACCUGCAGCAGAAGUCAAUGAGGCGGUUCAUUCGAAAGGAAAAGGUACUGUAAAAGACGAAUUUGAAUUGUUCUCUCCAAAAAGGC